This is a messenger RNA of Caenorhabditis elegans, 1052 nucleotides long. RefSeq names its product Nematode cuticle collagen N-terminal domain-containing protein (gene col-96). Gene Ontology annotation, molecular function: structural constituent of cuticle. Bases 122 to 991 code for a protein of 289 amino acids. The transcript is spliced from 2 exons. Lineage: Eukaryota; Metazoa; Nematoda; Chromadorea; Rhabditida; Rhabditidae. The record is from RefSeq and is marked reviewed.
GGAAAUUGUCAAGGACUCAAUCACAAAACUUCCUCUUCCUCCUUUUGGGGAGGUGUUGUGGUUGUAAACAGAUGGUAUAAAAGGAGGUUUGAAACUGGUGGAAUGGCAUCUUCUGAUCAUCAUGGACGAAAUUACUAGAAGAAAUGCCUAUCGCUUCGUUGCCUACUCGGCUGUCACCUUCUCAGUGGUAGCGGUUUUCUCGCUCUGCAUCACCCUGCCUAUGGUCUACAACUAUGUGCAUGGUAUCAAGUCGCAGAUCAACCACCAAAUCUCGUUCUGCAAGCACUCGGCUCGCGAUAUCUUCUCCGAGGUGAACCAUAUUCGCGCCAGCCCGAAUAACGCCACCCUCCGCGAGAAGCGUCAAGCUGGAGACUGCUCGGGAUGUUGCCUUCCUGGAGCAGCGGGACCUGCUGGUACACCAGGAAAGCCUGGACGUCCGGGACGCCCAGGAGCAGCUGGCCUUCCAGGAAACCCUGGCCGUCCGCCAGCACAGCCGUGUGACCCAAUCACCCCACCACCAUGCCGCCCAUGCCCACAAGGACCACCAGGAGCCCCAGGAAGCCCAGGACCACAGGGAGACGCCGGAGCACCAGGGCAGCCAGGAUUUGGAAGCGGAUUUGGAGCCCCAGGACCAGCUGGACCAAAGGGACAACGUGGAGCCCCAGGACACCCAGGACAAGCUGGAGCUCCAGGACAGCCAGGAGUCGAUGCUCAAUCUCAAUCCACGCCAGGAGCGCCAGGACAAGCCGGACCACAAGGACCGCCAGGAUCAUCCGGAGCACCAGGAGCCCCAGGAGGACCAGGAUUCCCAGGAGCGCCAGGAUCAAAGGGACCAUCCGGAGCUCCAGGACAACCUGGAGCCAACGGAAACCCAGGAGCACCAGGACAGCCAGGACAAUCCGGUGGAUCCGGAGAACGUGGAAUCUGUCCAAAGUAUUGCGCCAUCGAUGGAGGAGUCUUCUUCGACGAUGGAUCCUUCCGCAGACGUUAAUUUUUACUCAGAUUUGUGGAUUUAUUUUUAAUACAAUAGUAAUAAAAUAGUUCUGCAAUCC